This is a messenger RNA of Caenorhabditis elegans, 770 nucleotides long. RefSeq names its product putative peroxiredoxin prdx-3 (gene prdx-3). Gene Ontology annotation, molecular function: peroxiredoxin activity; antioxidant activity; thioredoxin-dependent peroxiredoxin activity. Lineage: Eukaryota; Metazoa; Nematoda; Chromadorea; Rhabditida; Rhabditidae. The record is from RefSeq and is marked reviewed. Gene Ontology annotation, biological process: cellular oxidant detoxification.
AUGUUUUCUUCUGCUGUUCGAGCUCUUUGCCGCACGGUUCCUACUGUUGCCACCCGCCAGUUGAGCACAUCUCGUGCUCUUUUGUCACUUCGUCCACUUGGACCAAAAAAUACUGUCCCAGCUUUCAAAGGAACUGCUGUCGUUGAUGGAGACUUCAAGGUGAUUUCUGAUCAAGACUACAAAGGAAAAUGGCUCGUCAUGUUCUUCUAUCCACUUGACUUCACCUUUGUAUGCCCAACUGAAAUCAUCGCAUACGGAGAUCGUGCAAACGAGUUCCGUUCUCUUGGAGCUGAAGUUGUCGCGUGCUCGUGUGAUUCUCACUUCUCUCACUUGGCCUGGGUUAACACUCCACGCAAGGACGGAGGACUCGGUGAUAUGGACAUCCCUUUGCUCGCUGAUUUCAACAAGAAGAUCGCCGACUCGUUCGGUGUGCUCGACAAGGAAUCCGGACUCUCAUACCGUGGACUUUUCCUCAUUGAUCCAUCUGGAACUGUCCGUCACACUACUUGUAACGAUCUUCCAGUUGGAAGAUCUGUUGAUGAGACUUUGAGAGUGCUCAAGGCAUUCCAAUUCUCUGAUAAGCACGGAGAGGUUUGCCCAGCUGAUUGGCAUGAGGAUUCUCCAACCAUCAAGCCAGGAGUCGCUACCAGCAAGGAAUACUUCAACAAGGUCAACAAGUGAUCACACAGAAACAGAACAAUUAUUUUUAUUCUUUGUAUUUAUCAUAUUGAUGAUUUAGUUUGUCGGUUUAAAUAAAUAGGUGUCAUUCA